This is a messenger RNA of Pseudomassariella vexata, 1015 nucleotides long. RefSeq lists its product as uncharacterized. Bases 1 to 867 code for a protein of 288 amino acids. The record is from RefSeq and is a predicted model, not a curated record. The transcript has 2 exons. NCBI's taxonomy places the organism in Eukaryota, Fungi, Ascomycota, Sordariomycetes, Amphisphaeriales, Pseudomassariaceae.
AUGGUUAGCCAAACUGCAGACAUCGACCAUUGCUCGGAAAGGAAUGCAACCCCAUUUGUACCCUUGGAAAUCUGGGCCACUGUCAUCGGCAGUCUCGUGAACAGCACCGACUUUCCAGAAGCAUGGAAGAACUGCCGCCAAGUCUCCCGCGCCUUCAAAGCGGCGACAGAGUACGCCUUCCAGAGUGAAGGUCUGCCGAUGAUCGAAACUAGCCUCUCCCUCCUCGGCUGCUGGGCGCGUGGAAAAUCAACGAUGGAACUCCUCCCUUUCAGUGGAUUCUCCGAAAACGGCGAGCGUGUUCAUUUCGGAGGGUACUAUGAGGGCCCGGCGCCGCUAGCGAAGAACUGGGCUGCAUUUGGUCCAGAUCAUUGUUGCUUUCCGCCGAGCAGAAAGAUCUCAGUGGAAUAUUCUAUUUCUGACGACGGUUUUCGUCACCCGCCAGUCCUGAUGGAGUGGGCCUCGAAACUUCACUUGUCGUUCUGCUGCGGGAUUUUGAGCCAACACCAAUGGACGGAGGAAGAGCGCAGGCAACUACGUCGAGCGUGGAUCGGUAGUGGUCUCGGCCCGUCCAUGGCGAUGGAGAUCGACCACUGGACGCGCGGAGUCUCCUUUCUCUGGAAGCCGAUGUUGAAAAAAUUCGUCAAGAAUAUGGACAGGGGCUUGAAGUGCUCGAGAGAUGCCUCAGUCGGGAGGACAAGUCGACAGCACACUGGUGGCUUCACGAAUGUGUUUGCAAUCAUUGUGGUCCUCGGCGUGUUCAUGCACUCCCAAGGCUUCCUAUUUCUAUCUAUCACCGAGCCGGGGACACUGGUAGCCAAUGACAUCAUUUGCUUGGUCGUCGCCGUUGGUCGCGGAGGCGCCUUGUGAUUGGUGCCACUUUAUCCUAGGUCGGCCCUUUCUCCAGCUUCUGAAGUAGAAGGUCUCCAGUGUGAGGAUAUAAGGGUAUUAGGGGGUAUUGCUAGGCAUUGGGCUUCGUGAGGCUGGGAAGAUCUACAGCUGACAUUCUUCACGGUCC